AUGGAAAACAAAAGGCAAGUGAGUGGUUCUUCUUCUUCUUCUUCGUCAUCAUCAUCAUCUGUUUCUUUGGAUCAUCUCUUUGGUCCCAAGGACUCUUCUUCUUCUUCUUCAUCCACAAGUGGGAUUUUUGACACCAUUUUCCCUCCUCCAUCAACGGUGCUAGGGAGGGACUCCAGUCACUCUGGAAUGAUGGGGUCAUGGAAUAAUCAGGGUUUGCCCCAUCAUGGCAAAUAUGGAAAUCCAGAUCACACCACUGAUAGCAAGGGACAAAGCAGUGGCACAACUAACAAAGACACGAGUUCGUCCGUUUAUCAUAGUGAAACAGUGGAACCUUGCAAUCUCAGCUCAUCUAUCUACUAUGGAGGCCAAGAAAAUUAUUCUCCAAGGAAGAAGACCACUGAGUCUCCCCAUUAUUUCAAGAAGGAUGGGGGAGAUGAUGAUCCCAAUGGAAACAAUUCUGGUGGUGCUUCAAGAGGGAAUUGGUGGCAGGGUAUGAAAGCUGUGGAUUUUUGUUGAUAAACAAAAUACUCUUCACUGUCCAUAAAAAUUAUAGAAUUGAACAAUCUUUAAUCAAUUUAUUCUUUGUUUGUACAGGCUCACUUUAUUACUAACAUCUUAAUCCAAAAUAAUGCAAACUUUCCAUCCCAAUACUUUAAGGUAUAUGUUAAAAAUUUCCUGAUGGAUCUCCUUUUUGCUUUAUCUGUAUAUAUAUGCACCCUUCUGUUUUACAUUUU
Molecule: messenger RNA, 734 nt
Organism: Durio zibethinus
Lineage: Eukaryota; Viridiplantae; Streptophyta; Magnoliopsida; Malvales; Malvaceae
Source: RefSeq, a predicted model, not a curated record